GUACGGCUUAUGAAUAUCAAUGGAGCUAGCUUUCAUGGCGGAUGUGACGUCACAGUGUACUGAAGUCUGUUAGAAGUGAAUCGCUGUCGUCCACUCCAUUAUUGACCCUCACCAUUGCAUACAUAACAACAACAUACAUCAAUAAUACUAGGUAAGAUGGAAUCAAAAGAGACCGUUGCCCAGGUCCCCAGCCGAAAGCUCACACUUGAAGAUGAUAUGGAGUCCCAAUCAUCAGCUAAAGAAGAAGAAGAUGAUGACGAACAGUCAAAGGAAGUUGUCAUUGUUGACCCAACUGCUUUGGAUGUUGACUUAAGUCAUUGCAAGAUUGGUAAGAUCGAACAGAUGGAGAGACUCACCAAUGUUACGAGUUUGUGUCUACGACAGAAUUUGAUCAAGUGUAUUGAAGGUUUAUCGACUUUGGUCCAUUUAAAUCUGUUGGAUCUGUAUGACAACCAAAUAACAAAAAUAGAAAAUUUAACAGAGCUGACUAAUUUAACUCAACUAGAUUUCUCUUUUAACCGGAUCAAGAAAAUAGAAAAUAUGUCUCAUUUGACUAAUUUGACCAAGUUAUAUUUAGUGAAUAACAAAAUAACCAACAUCGAGAACCUUGAAACACUCAUUAACCUGGAUAUGCUGGAAUUAGGUUCCAAUAAGAUUCGGGUCAUUGAGAAUUUAAACACCCAUAUCAAUCUGACUGGCUUAUACCUGGGCAAGAAUAAAAUUACUCAGAUUUCUGGUUUAGAUAACCUUGUCAACGUGACAUGUCUCAGUCUACAGGACAACCGCUUGACUAAAAUCGAAGGUCUGGAUGCCUUGGUGAACUUAGAUGAACUCUACCUGAGUGACAACGGCAUUGAAAAGAUUGAAGGGUUGUCAAAUAAUAUCCAGUUAACAGUCCUUGAUCUUGCCUGUAACAAAAUACAGAGAAUAGAAAAUGUCAGCCAUUUAGUCAAUCUUGGUGAUUUUUGGUUUAACAACAACCAGCUUUCUAACUGGGACGACCUGAAGGAGUUGGCCUGCUUAGCAGAACUUCGGACCGUCUACCUCGAGCACAACACAAUUUGGUAUGAACCUAAAGAGAAGAACUGCCAAGAUCCAGCCUAUCGACGGAAAGUCAAAUUAAUGUUGCCACAAGUAACACAAAUUGAUGCCACAUAUUGUCGUUAGAGGGAGCCACUUAUUUCCCUCCCUUGAUUUAAACUUCCUGUUACUUACUAGUUUUUUUUUUUGUUCCUUUGUUUGGGUAUUUUUCUUCUUGUCUUCACUUUUAAUCUUUACAUAUGUACAAAGUUCCAACAUUUUUUUUUUUCUAUUGUGUAUGUGUCUGUGUCAGUUUAGUAACUCUUAUUACCUCUUCUGUGACCAUGGUGUCAUGCUGGUAAUGAGAUUUUUCGACACAGCAGCAUUCUUCAGUAGACUUGGUUGAAGAAGCUUCAGAUAAGGUGCUAGUUUGUAGCUUCCUGAACCAAAUCCAUUCUGUAUUGCUGAAGGCCACUGCAUCCCAAAUACAUGGAUUCCAAUGUAAAACCAUUCCACUUUAGCAACAGCUGCACAUGUCGACAUUCUCUACUAGACUCCAUGUGUGUGUGUUUAUAUGAAAAAUAGGUGUAUUCAAUCAAGCUAUUCUAUGUUUAGGUAUCUAUUUAUCUGUGUGUGUGUGUGUAUACACACACACACGUCUAUAAAUCUAUAUAUAUAUAUAGAGAGAGAGAGAGAGAGAGAGAGUCAGAGCAUAUAUUUGUGAGUGUGUAUGCAUGUGUGUAUAUAUAUAUAUAUGUGUGUGUGUAUACACAAACACACAUACACAUAUAUAAAUGAAUUUCAUUUGAUUUCAUUAAUUUGCAACAAUUGUUAACUCAAUGAGAUGAGACUUGCUCACUCCAUUUUCCUUGGUUAUUAUUAUUAUCAUAUAUUUCCUGUGGGUAACAAGUCCAAAAGGAUCUGUGUUCAACUGCUUAGAGUUGAGUAUUUAAUGAUAAAUCUGAGUGAUUAAAAUAUUUACUCCAUAAUCAUUAACCUGACAAAUGCUGGAGCUUUGUAACUUGAUUGGCACAUGCCCCUGCUGUCUUGGGGUCUCUUGUGACAAUUACCAUCCCACUGCUGUUAAUAUAUACAGGGAUGGCUGUAAGUUGCUUUAUCCAUUUCUAAUAAUAAUAAUAAUAAUAAUGAUAAUAAUAAUAAUAAAGGAAUGGGUAAAGUGACUUAUGGCCAUCCCUGUAUUUAGUAUAUAUGUUAUGUAUAAAAAUAUAAACAUAUAUGUGCUGUAUAUAUAUUUAAUAUAUAUAAUAUAUAUUUUAUGCAUUUAAUAUAUAUUUUAUAUAUCUAAGGUAGAUAUCUAUAUAUAUAUAUUAUAUUGUAUUUAUAUUGUUAUUUAUGGAUGGAUGCAUAUUUAUGUCAUUUCUAUUAGAAAUUUCUUAAAGCCUUCUUUCUCAGAAUUCAAGUUGGAAUGCUUUCAUUUUUGAGUCAAGGAAAUUUCGAAAAAAUUUAUGAAUGUAUGAGUCAGUUUGUGCAAACAAAUAUGUAUUUAUUUGCUUUAAUGUGACAUAUAAAUGUGUUUUAAGUGUAGGUUUGACUGUAUGAGUAACCCUUUUAUUACUGCAUUUCUGUUGAAGUACACUGUCUUCUUUUCAGUUUAAUAAUAAUGAUGUAUUUACUAAAAUAUCUUUGUCAUUAUUAUUAAGAUGAUGUUUAGAACAUAAAUUAGCUCCAAGUUUUGAUGGAAGAUUUUAAUUUAGAUAUAACUUUAACACUUAUGUUACCAAAUUUCUGUUGAAAUAUACUGCUGUUGUUUCAUUUAAGUUUGAAAAUAAUGAAUAAUUCAGUAAAAUAACUUUGUCUUUAUUAAGAUGGUGUUUAGAACAUUGAAUUAGCAUUGAAUUUCAUUGGAGGGUUUUCAUUUAGAUCAUUUGAACAUUUGUUACUAUAUUUCUGCUGGAAUACACUGCCUUCGUUUCAAUUAAUUUUGAAAUUAAGAAAAAACUUUGUCAUUAUUAAGCUGCUGCUUAGAAUAUAAUUUAGCAUUAAAUUUUGAUUGAAAUUUUCAGUUUAGAUCACUUUAACCGUUUUGUUACCAUAUUUCUGUUGACAUAUAUAUAUUUCCAUUAACCCUUUCGUUACCAUAUUUAUUCUGAGAUGCUCUGUGUUUUCUUUCAAUUCAUUUUAAAUAUAACAAAGAAUUUAGUAAAAUAACUUAGUUAUCAUUAAGCUAGUGUUAGGAACAUGAACUGUGACUAAAAUUUGGUGGAAGAUUUUAAUUCAAAGCUUAUGAAAGCAAGACAUUUGUACUACAGAGCCAGGGCCAGUUUCAGCCAGGUUGGUAUCGAAAGGGUUAAUUUUGAAAAUUAGGAAGAAUUUAGUAAAAAUAACUUUGUUGUUAUCAAGCCGGAAUUUAGAAUUUAAUUUUAACAUGAAAUUUUGAUGGAAGGUUUAACCCUUGAAGACAGAGCCAUUUGUGACUUAGAGACCUCCUCUUGAGCUGAGUGUUCCUGAGAAAGUCGGCAGCAUACAUAUUGGUCUCUCUGACAAACAUUUGAAUGGGUUCCAUGUGAAAAACAUCAUAAAGCAGUAUUUCUCAACCUUUUUACCCUUAUGUAAUCCUUAAAAUAAAUUACAUGUCUCAAGGAACCUCUGCACAAAAAAAAUUAUAUACCAUAUUUUUUCAUCAUAGUUCACGUGGUAAAUAUCAUAUAUAUAUAAUAUAUAUGCUGUCCAUAUAUUACAGAGGUUGUUAUAUUCUUUUCAUAACAUAAUAGGUUAGAGAGGAUGAUGUCUAUAUUACAAUAACCAAUAAUAUAUUGUGCAUGUACAGUAAUACUACGAUCAUGAAAUUACCAUUAGCUUAUCUCACUCUUUCUUGCGGAACCUGAGCGUUCCAGGGGAACCCCGGUUGAAAAACACUGUCAAAGUAUUUCACUGGGAUACUUAUGCCUUGUGGUAUAUUUCUAGGCCCUAUAUUUUCUAAGAAUUUAUAGGAGUCAUCUCUAUCUAGUUCAGUAUCCCUAAUCCUAAACCAAAUGUUCACAACAUUAUCUCCAUCACCAUCGUCAUUUUGAUCUUCUCCCUUACUUUCCUGGUUGUUUUCACCAGUUUCAGUGUCAGAAUCACUGCUAGGCUGGGAGAAAUUAGACUCGCUAAUGAUAUGUUCAUUAGUGUUACUCUUGGACCUGGUGAAAUUUCACGAUGCUCGCUUGGAACACAAAAAAGUCAAUGUAAAAUCACAGAAUACAGCAAACUAUCACGGAAGCUGCCAUUGAAAGGCAUCUUUGCUGUUGUAAUAAAUGUUCUACACAAAUAAUCAAUGGGAUUUGGUGGCUUUGAGUCAGUUUGUUUUUUUUUUUUUUUUUUUUUUUUUUUUGAGAAUCUGUGGUAUUUCUGUGUGAAUUUGCUGUUGCGUAAGCCUAUGCUCCUAUGAAUCAUAGGCACAAAAGAAUCUUUAGCCCGUAUACAAGAGGUGCUUGAAUGACUGAAUGGAACAAACCUUUGUUUUCCUAUUAUAUGUGUGAAUUCGUGUUUGCAUAAUUUGUGUUUGUGUGGUCAUGAUAAUGUAUAAUGCCACAUGUGUGUCAAGCUUACUCUGUGUGUGUUAUCACUUUUAUUCUGAGUUCAAAUCCCGCCGAGCUUAGCUGUGCCUUUCGGCCUUUUUGGGAUGAUAAAAUAAAGUAUCAGUUCAGUACUAGUGGAUCAAUGUAAUAACUUAACCCCCUUGCCCUUAAAUUGCUGGCCUUGUGCCAAAAUGAAAAAGAAAUUAUUAUUAUUAUUAUUAUUAUUAUUAUUGCGAGCUGGCAGAAUUGUUAGCACACCAGGUGAAAUGCUUAGUGGUAUUUCACCUGUUGCUACAUUCUCAGUUCAAAUUCCACCGAGGUCAGCUUUACCUUUCCUCCUUCCAGGGUUGAUGAAAUAAGUACCCCCUUCCCCAAAAUUUAGUAGAAAGGAUUAUUAUUAUUAUUAUUUAGUAGAAAUUUAGUAGAAAGGAUUAUUAUUAUUAUUGAAAAGCAACAAAAAGUAAAAAAUAAAAAUAAAAAUAA
This is a messenger RNA of Octopus bimaculoides (California two-spot octopus), 5024 nucleotides long. RefSeq lists its product as uncharacterized. The record is from RefSeq and is a predicted model, not a curated record. NCBI's taxonomy places the organism in Eukaryota, Metazoa, Mollusca, Cephalopoda, Octopoda, Octopodidae. Gene Ontology annotation, molecular function: protein binding.